UGGGAGCCUGGCGCUGCUGGGAGAGCAGAUUAUGAAGCGGCGCCCUCAACAGCGGCAGUCUCCUCUCGCUUGUCUCAAUGGCUGCACACGCGUUCCUCCUGUUCUCUGUCGCCCUGCUGUCUGCGCUGUGCCGGCCCGGCCUCUCCUUCACCGACGAGGACUCGCAGCCUGGACUUACCUUUGACGAAGUGCCUGAAAUACUGGACAUAAGCGAUGACAAUCCUCACCAAGCAACCAGAAUCACAUCAACUCAAGAUGGUGGGUACGGCUUGGAAAGUGAACAGGUUAGUUUGACGCCUGAAGAGGAAAACCCACUCAGGAGAAUACUGCAGCCAUUUAACUUGCAUCAGCCAGGGAUGUCCCAGAGCAAGAGGAAGCUACUGCAGUCUUUGAUGGGCCCCUAUGGGCCCCUAAGUGUGUCCUACAAUGGGAAGACCUGCAUUCUGUUCAAAGCCAAGCGCCUGGCCAUCCGCUACAGGAACCACACGUUCAUAGACCUGACAGAGAGGAUCUUCAGCCCCGGCUCACCCGUGGACACCAAGGGCUCUAUCUGCACUAAGGAGAAGGCGACGCUUUCAUUACGGUUCGGUGACGUGGAGGACCUGCGAGGACUAGUGAUCCGGCUCCAGAUGUCCAACACAUUUUAUGAGGCGGCGGGGCAGAACUGGUUUACCCUGGAUAGUGUUCACAUCCACUACAACUGGACGCAGGAGGCCACGUUCAACGCCAGCGAGAUCUACGCCCCUGCCACUUCCUCCUACCAUUGCCAGCAUGUCAGCAGCUUGCAUAAAUAUGACACCCUGCUGGUGCCAACCUCCCACACGGACACAUCGGCUAACUGGCACAUCACUUUCACAGACUUCCAGAUCCAGGCCUUCAACGUGCAGUCGGAGAAGUUUGCGUCGGCCAGCGACUGUGCCACCUUCCUGACCCCGGCCAUCCUGAUGGGCCUGGUGACCUCUCUCAUCCUGCUCCUGGUGCUGGCCUACGCCCUGCAUAUGGUGGUCCACCUGAAGCACAUCGACCGCUACGAGGAGCAUAAAGCCACCGUCUACUUCCCUCGCAGUCCAGAAGCAGAGCUCCCCGACAAGAACAGCCUGUGAAGGGGGGAGGGGACGCGCCGCAACAGGGGUAGCGAUGAAGAGAGAGAAACUAAAAGAGGGGCGAAAAGACUGAACGAGAGGCGGGGGUGCAAGUGGGUAAAAAGAGGAAAAGAGUAUCCGGCACAGAGGUUUCCAAUGCAAUGAAGGCAUUAUGGCCUGUUUAAUUGGAAUCAAAUGGUCAGUAUUGUAAAGUGGAAGGGAUGGUGGGACUGUGCUUUGGAUAUUUUUUCUGCUCUUUUUAUGGACCUGCAUCUUGGCAUCCAUUUUUUAUAAGCCGAAUGGAUGUUUCAAUACCCUUUCCCAGAUAAGUUCAUGAUCUUAGGACCGAAGGUCAGAGACGAGACCGGGGACCCUGAAGGGCAACAGCAUUACCCAGCUUUUACCCCAGCCGGGUGUAAAAAAGGCAUCAACAACUUCGCAACUGCAGCUAAUAAUGCUAAAAACAUCUGGUGUUCCUGGUUCAACAUCUGUACUACAUGGCUUCUCUGUGUCACAUUACAAGCAUCCAUGUCACACGUCAAAACUUUUUACACAUCCAGCUUCCAACACAGUGAUUCUAUUCAAGUACAGCUUCGAUAUAUAACUUCCACAUACACUUUUAUAGCUGCGAUAGCCAUUAGCUGCAUGCUAUGAUACGUUGAUCUAUUUGGCCUAGCACAGUGUUUCCUAAUAUUACAGAAUACAGAUAGUCUUGCAUGACUUGCAGCUUAAUAAUACUACAAUGUGGGAAUGGAUGAGGAAUGAUUGCAGGAAGUGUGUGACGAAGCGCGGGGGGGGGGG
Gadus morhua (Atlantic cod) is the source of this 1883-nucleotide messenger RNA. RefSeq names its product ATPase H+ transporting accessory protein 1 like b (gene atp6ap1lb). Gene Ontology annotation, molecular function: ATPase activator activity. Gene Ontology annotation, cellular component: proton-transporting V-type ATPase complex. The transcript is spliced from 7 exons. The coding region runs from base 78 to 1103 and encodes 341 amino acids. NCBI's taxonomy places the organism in Eukaryota, Metazoa, Chordata, Actinopteri, Gadiformes, Gadidae. The record is from RefSeq and is a predicted model, not a curated record.